UCCAUAAGGUGGCACUGUUUAACCAGUGACCAACUUAUCCUACACGAGAUGUAUGACCUGCAGAAGAAGCAUCUUAACACAAGGGCAAGAAGAGAUGGCACCGAGACCAAGGGAACCAUUUGCUCGGAAAGUCUUCAAGGGAGUUUUGUUCCUUGAACUGGCUGCUGUAUUUGGAGUGUACGGUUUAUUUCAUGCUAUGAACUCAAGUCGAGAUUUUAGGAGUAAAAUGGACAGAAGACUUCCAUCCGUUCUGGAGGCAUACUACAAGUCCAACGAGUGGGCAGGAGUCUAUGGGAUUCGGGAAACAGACAGAGAGGCCUGGUCCGCCAAGAAGGAAUAGACACCAAAGAUGGUUGGUUGGAGAACAAAAUAAAAAACCUGUGGAGUCUCCUAAUGUUUUAGGUGGGCAUGAUUUGUGCCGCGGUUAUUUUUUUCCACCCAUCUUCUUUUUCCCACCCAUCCUCUUGCCCAUCCAGGGUUUGCCAAAUGCCUUCUUCUUAUUGAACGUGGCCUUCUUCUUGCGAAGGGUUUUCACAUCUCGGUCAUUCAUCCAGUCAUCUCGCUUGGCCUCCCAUUUGAGCUGUUUGACGCCUAGAGCACAAAGGAAGGGAGAACAUGAAGUGCAGUUCUAAGAAACAGCUCGUCAAGGUACUAAUUAAGUACCAUGAAACAACCUUCACUUCUUGAGUUGCCUCAGGAGAGACUACUAGUGGUGAACAGUGGGAACUGGAGGGGAAUGAACAUCAAACUGCCACUGACCAUGGCAGUUAUUCGUGGCUAGAAUCUAGCCAGAUUAAUAAAUGAAUUCACUUUC
Molecule: messenger RNA, 814 nt
Organism: Clupea harengus (Atlantic herring)
Lineage: Eukaryota; Metazoa; Chordata; Actinopteri; Clupeiformes; Clupeidae
Product: protein CEBPZOS-like
Source: RefSeq, a predicted model, not a curated record